Molecule: messenger RNA, 193 nt
Organism: Eimeria tenella
Lineage: Eukaryota; Apicomplexa; Conoidasida; Eucoccidiorida; Eimeriidae
Exons: 1
Source: RefSeq, a predicted model, not a curated record
AUGACUGCAACAGCAACCGCGAAGACGACAGACCCACUACCGCUAGCACCCGCCCCAACACCCACAGCAGCAGCAGCAACAGCAGCAACUGCAGCAGCAGCAGCAGCAGCAGUCUCUGCGCAGUGCAGCAGCAGCAGCAGCGCAGCCGGCGGUGCCGGGACUCGCAGGGCGCAGCAUGCGCUGCGCAAAGUGA